AUUUGCGGAACCUGAAAACUUCCUUAAGCUGCAGUUGCUGUGCUCGCCUCCUAGGACAUCCAGCAGCUCGUCCUGUCCCCUGCCAGGUCUCCAUAUGCUCAGCCAGAUCUACAUAAGUAUAAAUCAAAACUAAGAGGCCUGGGUGGUAAAGGCCAAGGAGACUCUAUCAAAGGAUCCAGCCCAGAUAUUUGGCAGAUAGAAUCUCUGUACUCCAAGACAACAGGCACACAUGGAAAGUGAAUAUACUGUGUCUAAUUGGUAAAAUGAAAUGGGAUCACAUCAAAGAGUCAGAUAUCGUAUUUUAGUGUGAUGGCUAAUGAAACACCAUUCAAUUCUACGCAUCGAUCCUGGAAGACAGUAGCUAUGGGUCCUUGAGUCUAGUAGACCCUGGAAGAUAAGUGCUCAGAAAUAACUCUGAGUAGUAGUGCUUUACAGCAGUGACAUUUCAAGAAGAGUUCCAGUAUUUGAAACUGGGAGAAGAACAACAAAAAGCAUGAGUGCUUCUCUGGUAAACACUCCUCAGGGUCUGUUAACCUUCAAGGAUGUGGCUCUGGACUUCUCACUGGAGGAAUGGAAAUGUCUCAGUUUUACUCAGCGGGCAUUGUACAUGGAUGUGAUGCUGGAGAAUUACAACAAUCUUCUGUUUGUGGAAAAUCAUCUCAUAUGUGGAAGACAUCAGAAGGUCUUAGAUCAAGACACAGAGUGCAAUGUCCAUGAACAUGUGAAUAUGCAAGAGAAGUCUUAUAAAUGUAAUGAGCUCAGCAAAAUGAUUAAUGAAUCCACCCAAAGUAAACCUGAGAAAACUAACCACAGAGAUGCCUCACUUCAAUCCUCAAACCUGAAAAGACUUAAAAUUGGGAAAACCAGAGAAGUUUCCAAAUAUAAAGACUGUGUAAAGUGUUUAAAUGAGUGCUCUAUAAAUAAUCUAAAUCAAGGAAUACACAUAGGGAAGAAAGAAAAUAACAGUACAGAAUUUGAUAAGGGUAUUGCAUCUAACCAUAAAGUUAUGCUGAAACAAAACAAUAAUGAUAAGAAGCUUUACAAAUGCAGUGAAUGUGACAAAUGCUUUACCCAUAAAUGGAGUCUUCAUAGUCAUCAACGAAUUCAUACAGGAGAGAAACCUUACAAAUGCAGUGAAUGUGACAAAUGCUUUAAGUACAAAUAUAAUCUGCAAUGUCAUCAGCGAAUUCAUACAGGAGAGAAACCUUACAAAUGCAGUGAAUGUAACAAAUGCUUUAUUGACAAAGGCAGUCUUAGAAUUCAUCAGAGAAUUCAUACAGGAGAGAAACCUUACAAAUGCAGUGAAUGUGACAAAUGCUUUAUUGCCAAAGGCAUUCUUAGAAUUCAUUAUAGAACUCAUACAGGAGAGAAACCUUACAAAUGUAGUGAAUGUGACAAAAGCUUUACCAAAAAAUGCCAUCUUCAAAGUCAUCAACGAAUUCAUACAGGAGAGAAACCGUACAAAUGUAGUGAAUGUGACAAAUGCUUCAUUGACAAACCUCAUCUGAGAAUUCAUCAGAGAACUCAUACUGGAGAGAAACCUUACAAAUGCAGUGAAUGUGACAAAUGCUUUAAGUACAAAGAUAGUCUGCAAUGUCAUCAGCGAAUUCAUACAGGAGAGAAACCUUACAAGUGCAGUAAAUGUGACAAAUGCUUUACACACAAAUCCAGUCUUCAAAGUCAUCAAAGAACUCAUACAGGAGAGAAACCUUACAAAUGCAGUGAAUGUGACAAAUGUUUUGCCAAUAAAUGCCAUUGUCAUAGUCAUCAGAGAACACAUACAGGAGAGAAACCUUACAAAUGCAGUGAAUGUGACAAAUGCUUUACCCAAAAAUGGAGUCUUCAUAGUCAUCAGAGAAUUCAUACAGGAGAGAAACCUUACAAAUGCAGUGAAUGUGACAAAUGCUUUACUGAUAAAGGCAGUCUUAAAAUUCAUCAUAGAAUUCAUACAGGAGAGAAACCUUACAAAUGCAGUGCAUGCAACAAAUGCUUUACUACAAAAUACAAUCUUCAUAGUCAUCAGCGAAUUCAUACCAGAGAGAAACCUUACCAAUGUAGUGAAUGUGACAAAUGUUUUACUGACAAAGGCAGUCUUAGGAUUCAUCAUAGAACUCAUACAGGAGAGAAACCUUAGAAGUGCAGUGAUUGUGACAAAUGAUUUGCCCAAAAAUGCAGUGUUCGAAGUCAUUAGACAAUUCAGGCAAGAGAGAAACCAUACAGAUGCAGUGAAUGUGACAAAUGCUUUACCUUCAAAUGCAAUCUUCAUUUCCAUCAGAGAAUCCACACAGAAGAAAUACCUUACAAAUGGAGUGAAUUUGCAAUGUCAUCAGUGAAUUCAUACAAGAGAAUAACCUUACAAAUGUAGUGAAUGUGAUAAAUACUGACAAAGGCAAUCUUAGAAUUCAUCAUAGAACUCCUAUAGGAGAGAAACCUUACAAAUGCAAAUAAUUUCUCUAUACUACAGAAUUUUCAUAAGUAUACAAAACGUGUGAAAGCAUUCAUGCCGUGUUGAAAUCUUAGAUAAUGUGAACUAUUUCUGUGGGGAAAUACUCUGAAAAAUGUGACAAUAUAGGAAAGUUUUACUUGUUCACUCUUAAAUAUUAUAAGAUAAAAACCAUUACGGAAACCAGAAGAAUGUAGUAUUUUUGGACACUUUCCUUGAAACUGAAAUAAAUGGUUCAAAAGGAAACCUAAUUAAGUUAUGUAAUACACCUUUCAAAUUGUUUAAUAAUACUGACAGCAUUCUUGAUAUUUAAUUCACAUAAAGAAAUUCAGACAAAUUAUGCUUAAGUGAGGAUUUGGUACACUGAGACACCUAAAGAAAUAGGAUGUUCUUUAUCCUAUAGAGAUGACUACAGGCCUGGUCAGUGGUGGUGCAUGUCUUUAAUCCCAUCACUUUGGGGGUAGAUGCAGGCAGAUUUCUGAGUUACAGCCUAGCCUGGUCUAUACAGAGAAACAUUCUCUCUCUCUCUCUCUCUCUCUUUCUCUCUCUCUCUCUCUCUCUCACUCACUCACUCAAAAAAAAAGAUAUCUACAGAUAUGCUUGGAGUAUCCAGUAUUCAUAAUCUCUACCAAAUGCUGAGUUCAAGUUUCAGGAUAACAAGUUACUGUGAGCCCCUUGUGUUUUCAUCAUCAAAAUGAUCUUCCUCUUUGUCCUGUAAGUAUAUCCAAUAAAGCUCAUUGAUUAA
Molecule: messenger RNA, 3188 nt
Organism: Apodemus sylvaticus (European woodmouse)
Lineage: Eukaryota; Metazoa; Chordata; Mammalia; Rodentia; Muridae
Product: zinc finger protein OZF-like
Exons: 6
Coding region: 494-2134 (546 amino acids)
Biological process (GO): negative regulation of transcription by RNA polymerase II
Molecular function (GO): DNA-binding transcription repressor activity, RNA polymerase II-specific
Source: RefSeq, a predicted model, not a curated record